This is a messenger RNA of Mesorhabditis spiculigera, 2856 nucleotides long. The record is from the annotation of a GenBank genome assembly. NCBI's taxonomy places the organism in Eukaryota, Metazoa, Nematoda, Chromadorea, Rhabditida, Rhabditidae.
AUGCCUUCCCAAACAGCAGCCAAGAAUUUCUAUCAGGUGGUCAAACAGGCGCCGAAGGGCCGUUUCCAUGGAAUCAAGCGGUCGUACGAGGUGGAAGAUGUAUUGAAACUACGCGGAUCUGUCGAGAUUGAGCACACGCUGGCGGCUCGAGGUGCUAACAAACUGUGGCAAUUGUUGCAUACGGAGCCUUACGUGGCAGCCCUUGGAGCUCAGACCGGAAACCAGGCAACACAGAUGGUUCGUGCUGGAUUAAAGGCGAUUUAUCUAUCAGGAUGGCAAGUGGCUGCCGAUGCGAAUUCUGCCGGCGACAUGUACCCUGACCAAUCCCUCUACCCAGCGAAUUCUGGCCCAGAUCUAGCCCGUCGCAUCAACCGAUCCCUCCGUAGAGCCGAUCAGAUCGAAGCCGUUGAAGCCGAUGACUAUCAGGCAAAGCGUGAUUGGUAUGCGCCGAUUGUGGCUGAUGCUGAAGCUGGCUUUGGAGGAGCUUUGAACUGCUUUGAAUUGAUGAAGUCCUACAUUGAAGCCGGAGCCGCUGGUGUGCACUACGAAGAUCAGUUGGGCUCUGAGAAGAAAUGUGGACAUAUGGGUGGAAAGGUCCUCAUUCCGACUGCGCAGCAUAUCCGACAUUUGAAUGCGGCACGUCUUGCUGCUGACGUGUGCGGGGUUCCGACGAUUAUUGUGGCUAGGACUGACGCGGAAAGCUCUAGGCUUCUGACCAGUGAUGUUGAUGAGCGUGACCAUCCAUUCAUCGAUCGGGCGGCUGGAAGAACGGUUGAAGGAUUCCAUAGACUACGUGAAGAUACGGCCCUCCAAUACUGCAUCAAGCGUGGUAUCGAAUACGCUCCCUACUGUGACCUGAUCUGGAUGGAGACCAGCCACCCAACAAUCGCUGAUGCCAAGGAAUUUGCUGAGGGUGUCCGCAGGGUGUACCCCGACAAAAUGUUCGCCUACAAUUGUUCGCCAUCGUUCAACUGGAAACAGCACUUGUCACCGACGCAAAUGGAGAAAUUCCAAAAGGAACUGGGCGCGAUGGGUUUCAAAUACCAAUUCAUCACACUCGCCGGCUUCCAUGCAAACUCGUUCAGCAUGUUCGAUCUGGCCAAGGGAUAUAAGGAACGUGGUAUGGCCGCGUAUUCUGAGCUGCAACAGAAGGAGUUUGAUGCUGAAAGACAUGGCUACACUGCUGUCAAACAUCAACGUGAGGUCGGUACGGGAUAUUUCGAUCAUGUUGGAAACGCCAUUUCUGGAGGAACCUCAUCCACUGCUGCUCUCAAGGGAUCAACAGAAGAAGCUCAAUUCCAUGGCACAGCCACUGCCUCCGCUGACGAUGAGGAGAUCGUUACCCUGACCGCACCGCCAAGCCCCGGUGACGAGAAGAUACUGGCACCAGAUGCUCUUCGGUUCAUCCGAGAUCUACACAAAAAAUUCAACAAACGGCGCCAGGCAUUGCUGGAGAAGCGGAAAACAGUUCAAACAAGCUUGGAUUCUGGGGAAUGGUUCCCGGAUUUCGACCCUAAGACCAAGGAUAUUCGUGAAUCGACGGAUUGGCGCGGAUCAGACAUCCCUCAUGAUUUGAUGGACCGCCGUAUUGAGAUUACCGGCCCGACUGAUCGGAAAAUGGUCAUUAAUGCAUUGAAUUCAGGAGCUAACGUAUUUAUGGCCGAUUUUGAAGACUCAAACUCGCCGACGUGGAGGAAUCAAUUGGAUGGACAGAAGGAAUAUUCAUUGAGGAAAGAUCCGGCUGUGCUAAAAGUGCGCCCACGUGGCUGGCAUUUGCCUGAGAAGCACGUCCUCGUUGACGGCCAAGCCACUUCCGGCUCUUUGGUCGAUUUUGGCCUGUUCUUCUUCCAUAAUGCGAGAGCUCAAAUUGACCGCGGUACCGGACCCUAUUUCUACCUUCCCAAGCUGCAAUCCGCCGAAGAAGCUCAACUCUGGGCUGACGUCUUUGCAUAUGCCGAGGAAGCUAUGGGAGUCCCACACGGAACUACAAAGUGCACGGUGUUGAUUGAGCACCUGUUGGCCAGCUUCCAGAUGAAUGAGAUUAUCUACGCAUUGAGAGACAAUAUUGUUGGGUUGAACUGUGGACGCUGGGAUUAUAUCUUCUCUUAUGUAAAGGUCUUCCAAAAUCAUCGGAAAUUUAUGUUGCCGGAUCGGUUCCAAAUUUCAAUGACUUCGCCGUUCCUCCGUGCGUACAGCCUGGAAGUUAUCAAGACCUGCCACCAGCGUGGUAUCCAUGCCAUGGGCGGAAUGGCAGCCCAGAUCCCGAUUCGAGGAGAUGCGGCAGCAAAUCAGAAGGCGCUGGCGAUGGUGAGGGCCGAUAAGGAGCGUGAGGCAACGGAUGGACAUGAUGGAACAUGGGUUGCGCACCCUGGACUUGUCCCAUUGGCUAAAGAAGUAUUUGACGGUGUCAUGCAAAGCCCCAAUCAAAUCGAGAAAACGUUGAACUGGGCGGCGACGAAAGAAGAUCUGACGGCAGUCCCGAAAGGCGCAAGGAGUGAAGCUGGUUUCCGCCGGAAUGUCGCUGUCAACCUUGGAUACAUGGAUUCAUGGCUACGUGGUGUCGGAUGUGUGCCCUUGUAUAAUUUGAUGGAAGAUGCGGCGACAGCUGAGAUUUCUCGUGCUCAACUUUGGCAAUGGGUUCGACACGAUGCGAAGCUUGAUGAUGGCCGUGCUAUCGAUUCAAAGCUGGUAAAAGACACGAUCAAUGCCGAGCUUGAGAAACGACUGAUCCGGGCCGGAUCUGUCGUCAAUCGACUGCCAGAGGCCGCCGAACUGCUCGAACAAUUUGUUUGUGAGGAUAAAUUGAGCGACUUCCUGACGUUGGCUGCCUACGACAAACUUGUCUCUGAGGGCCAU